AGAUGGUCUUUCCUUUUGCCUUGUUGCAGCAGAGAGAACAAGAUGGGUCACCAGCAGCUGUACUGGAGCUAUCCAAGAAAAUUCGGCCAGGGUUCUCGUUCUUGCCGCGUCUGCUCAAACCAGCACUGCCUGACCCAGAAGUAUGGCCUUAUUAAUAUGUGCCACCAGUGUUUCCAUCAGUACUCGAAGGAUAUAGGCUUCAUUAAGUUGGACUAAGUGAACUUCUUUGAAUGGGUCAUUCAAGACAUCCACCUUAUUGCAGAAUGGCUAGCUCUUUGUACAUAAAAUAAAAUUUAA
This is a messenger RNA of Phyllostomus discolor (pale spear-nosed bat), 297 nucleotides long. RefSeq names its product 40S ribosomal protein S29-like. The transcript has a single exon. Gene Ontology annotation, molecular function: zinc ion binding; structural constituent of ribosome. NCBI's taxonomy places the organism in Eukaryota, Metazoa, Chordata, Mammalia, Chiroptera, Phyllostomidae. Gene Ontology annotation, cellular component: cytosolic small ribosomal subunit. The record is from RefSeq and is a predicted model, not a curated record. The coding region runs from base 43 to 216 and encodes 57 amino acids.